Molecule: messenger RNA, 303 nt
Organism: Peniophora sp. CBMAI 1063
Lineage: Eukaryota; Fungi; Basidiomycota; Agaricomycetes; Russulales; Peniophoraceae
Source: the annotation of a GenBank genome assembly
AUGGCCGGUAUCUGUCCUCCUGGAUCUCCUCCACAAAAGGUUGUCAACCAGGGGCCGCCCCCGCCCCACAAUCCCGAAAGGAGCGCAUCUGCGGCAAGCCUAUCUGCCUGGUUACAGGCUGAGCGCAGUCAUAGCACAUGCGUGAGGAGCGCAUUACAGGCAUUACAGAAUAUGCGAAGGUUGCAUACCAGAGUUGGAAGCGACGAGCAGGGGUACGGGGAUAACGAGGCCGUUUGUCAUCACACAACGCGCCACAUCCAUUCGACGGCAGUAAGGAACACACCCAGUGCCUGGUCCCAAUGA